Molecule: messenger RNA, 2157 nt
Organism: Pomacea canaliculata
Lineage: Eukaryota; Metazoa; Mollusca; Gastropoda; Architaenioglossa; Ampullariidae
Exons: 6
Coding region: 1259-1762 (167 amino acids)
Source: RefSeq, a predicted model, not a curated record
CGGUUGUGCAUCCGGGACGUUGGGGGUGACACGAGCCAUUAGCGAGGCCUACGACAAGAAUGUACAGCCAGUCCGACAUCAUUCUUACUUGUUAUGAACGAAAUAGCUGAGAAAAUAUUUUCCAAUGGCAAACACGGAGUUGUACCCGGAUCUGGUAGAAUUAUUUAUCUUCAUGUUUGCUGAUGAUCUAGCUCUACUAUAAAGUACACCGAUGGACCCUCAAAAUCUCAUGAAUUGCCUUGUGACAUUAUGUCAAGAGCUUGGAGUAGAAAUAAACUGGGAUAAAAGUAGAGGUCUUUAGAAAGGGUACCACGCCUUGUUUUGCACUUUAAAGUACAUAAAUAUACAAAGCCAUUUUUCUUGCUAGUAGCCGUGGUUAUAUCCCUGAAUGAUAAAUACGAUUUAAACAACAGUAUCUCACUGCGUUUAAGGUCCCUGUCAACAAUUAAUAACAUACCAGAAAAAGUUUCCCACAAGUAUUCAAGCAUCAAUAGAACUAUCCCAACACGACAUCUAUUUUUCGAACCUUGGUGCUUCAAAACUUCUUUUUUCGCAACGCUGAUUUACUCCGGCUUUAUGUUCCUGUACGUCCCAUCUGUGUCAGAGUUCAGAGUGUACACAGGAGGAUCUGUCUCGAACACCAGCCACGUGACUUUCUCUCACGACCGGUCUGGACAACGAGACGGACACAUCGUGUUGUGUUAGUUUUAAUGACGCCUGAGUGUUUGAGGGAAUCUUUUUAUGGUAUGUUAUUAAAUGUUGACAGCACCCGUAAAAGCAGUUUGUUUUGUAUUUUGUAACUAGAGCACGUAGACCUCAGCGCAUGUGUGAGAGCAGGGGUGCGGCACGUGACACACCCUUCUACCCUUUGUGCCUAUGUGUAGGUUGUAGAAAAACAACCGAGAGCUUAUUGUUCGAGACGGAUACAUCUUACCGUCCUGGAUCCUGAAAAAAGUCAUCCGGGACUACCUAUCUACGCACAAAAUGAAUCCUCUUCAUUUUUAACCUUCUAGUAUGUCAUCGAGAAAUAAUGCUGAAGUGGUUACUUUUAUUGAAAGCAAACAUUUGGAGAAAAAAGCACCCACCUGAAGUAAGGGGUUAACCAAAGCAGAACUUAUCUCCCUAACCAAGUCGGAAUGUAUCCGGGCAGAGAACUCCUCAUCCUUCACACAGUGAACAAAACACAUUCGUCGUCUUUCAUCGCCUCAGACACUUCAGUACAGAGGUAGCUGACAGUCUUUUUCAUCGCUCAUCAGUAAUGAGUCGGUCGUGUGGUGUGGUGCCGGUGAUCUUGGUCCUGAUCCUCACUGUGACGGGGACACAGGCGCAAUGUACACAAGAAGAACUCUACACAUUGUAUCAAUGCAUUCUACCUUACAACACGAAGUUCAUGCUAACAUUUGGAACCGGGGGUUCAUGCAACCGAGCUCUUAUCUCUGAGGACGUGUGCACUGACUUCACCGACAUUGUGGUCUGUGCCAACCAGAAAGACAUUUCCAGAACAUGUCGACAAUACGCUCUGGGACAGAUCGACCAAUCUAUGGAAAUUCCUUGUAAAAUCCGUGACUUUGAAGAAGUGUGCAAGAAAGCACCAGCAAUCGACAAAGGCAGGCCUGACGAGAGGGGGGGACAGGGGGGUCUGGUGUACCCGGGCCCGCGGCUGUCAAGGGGGCCCGGCCUUGGAGGUUGUGCCAGAGCUUCAGGCAUCUCGCUGGGGCUGCUGGGAGCGGUCAUUAUUGUGUCCCUGAUAGUGCAUAUGUAGCGGUCAGCGCGGUGAAGAAACGUGCAGGUGCAGCAAGUGUAGAGUGCAGAACUAAUAAGAGCAGGCUGAGGUGUUGCAUUUUUUACGUGAAUCAAACAAGACUUGACAUAUAUCCACACACCAUCAUACACAAAAAUACGUCCUCACAGAUAACUCUGUAUUAAUCUCUAAAUUAAAGUAACCACGUUUGCAUACUUAAUAAAACAAAUGUUCAAUUCUUUAAAUUUGACGUUUGGAGUUUUAUGUAUGUAUGUUAUGAAUGAAUUUACAAGUUUAUCUGCCUCUUAUUCUGUCACUAUUCGCAAGUUUGAGGUUUUGUUGUGUUUCUUCAUAAUAAUGGCAACAACUGAACUGCUCGUCCUUUACAUCCCAGCCAGACAACUCCGCUCCUCGUC